AGGAUUUUCACACACCUGCUUUUUCUUAGACACAUAUUUAUAAUCUGUGGCAGCCUUUUGAAAAGACACAACUGUGGAAACAAUCAAUUAGGUUUUGGGGGAUAAACUCAUGGAUCUGCUCUGCUGAGUGUCAUUGUUUGACCCAAUGUACAUUGUCCCUGAAUGAACUUGCCUUUGGGAAUACAUGUUACUUACACACUGCGUAGCAACAGCACAGCAGCAACCAGUGACAGGAUUUGGCACAGUUUCAACAGCGAGAUGUGAUGGGGGAGAGCAGUUGCAGCUCUCUGAUCCUCUGAUCCCCUCUCCCCCUCACUGGUGGUCGAGGACACCUCCUCUCAGUCAAUGGGCCCUGUAUGGAUUUCGUGCCUGAGUUGACUGAGGGCAGGCCUACAGCGUCAAACAGCAGUCAGGCUGCCAUGAACCCAUACGGCAGAGCGAGAAGCACAGCAGCCCCCCUGUCCUGCACCAGCUGUGGGGGCUGCUGCUCCCCGCCUCCCCCUUGCCUCAUCCCCCCUGGGCCCCCCUCCUCUACUACCUCCUCCUCCUCGUCCAUGCCCCCAAAUAUGACCCCUCCACCGCCAAUGUGUCCUGCCCCGAUCGUGCAAGUGGAGAAUGGCAGCAGCUGGAACUCCUCUACUAUCUCCUCCUCUGGCUCCCCAGACUCCCACCCCGGCCACCGCUGUGGGGCCACCAACCCCAACGCCUACUGGACAGCAGUGUUCGACUAUGAGGCUACAGCAGAUGAGGAGUUAACCCUGCGGCGCGGGGACCUUCUCGAGGUUCUCUCCAAAGACUCCAAGGUGUCAGGGGAUGAGGGUUGGUGGACAGGCAAGAUCCAGGACAAGGUGGGUAUCUUUCCAAGCAACUACGUCACAAAGGGGGACGCUGCCAGCUACCAGCAGCUGACAGCAGGGGGGCUGGUGGCAGGAGGGGUGGGUGACUGCCCCGUGGAGAUAGACUUCUCUGAACUGCUCCUGGAGGAGGUAAUUGGAGCUGGUGGGUUUGGGAAAGUGUACAAAGGAGUGUGGCGGCGAGAAGAAGUAGCAGUUAAGGCCGCCAGGCAAGACCCUGAUGAGGAUAUUAGCGUCACAGCAGAGAGUGUUCGGCAGGAGGCCAGGCUGUUCUGGAUGCUCCGGCACCCCAAUAUAAUCUCUCUCCGUGGGGUCUGCCUGCGGGAGCCCAACCUGUGCUUAGUGAUGGAGUACGCCAGAGGGGGGGCUCUGAAUCGGGCCCUGGCUGGAAAGAAGGUACCCCCACGGGUUCUGGUGAACUGGGCUGUCCAGAUAGCUACAGGGAUGGACUACCUGCACAACCAGGCAUUUGUACCCAUCAUCCACAGAGACCUAAAGUCCAGCAAUAUCCUCAUUCUGGAGCCGGUGGAGCGGGACGACCUAAGCGGUAAAACACUGAAGAUCACAGACUUCGGCCUGGCCAGAGAAUGGCACCAGACCACCAAGAUGAGCGCCGCGGGCACCUACGCCUGGAUGGCCCCCGAAGUCAUCAAGCUGUCCCUCUUCUCCAAGAGCAGCGAUGUGUGGAGUUUUGGUGUGUUACUGUGGGAGCUGCUGACCGGUGAGGUUCCCUACAGAGAGAUCGAUGCGUUGGCAGUAGCAUACGGUGUUGCCAUGAACAAGCUAACACUCCCCAUUCCUUCAACCUGCCCUGAACCUUUUGCUCAGCUGCUGGGAGAGUGCUGGAGCCCCAACCCCCAUAGCAGGCCCUCCUUCACCAGCAUCCUGCGGCGACUGCUGGCCAUUGAGCAGUCGGCCAUGUUCCAGAUGCCCCUGGAGUCUUUCCACUCCUUACAAGAGGACUGGAGGCUAGAGAUCCAGCAGAUGUUUGACGAGCUGCGGGCCAAAGAAAAGGAGCUAAGAUCUUGGGAGGAGGCGUUGGCCCGAGCAGCCGAGGAACAGAGGGAGCAGGAGGAGCAGCUGAGGAGGAGGGAGCAAGAGCUGGCAGAGAGAGAGAUUGACAUCGUGGAGCGAGAGCUGAACAUCAUCAUUCACCAGAUGUACCAGGAGAAACCCAGUGUCAAGAAAAGAAAGGGACACUUCAAGAAGAGCAGACUGCUGAAGCUGGGCAGAGACAGUAACUGCAUCAGUCUGCCCUCUGGCUUCGAGCAUAAGAUCACAGUUCAAGCGUCUCCCAGCGUGGACAAGAGGAAGACCCAGAGGAGCGAGAGCACCACCCCGCCCGCCAGCCCGGGGGUCAUGCCCCGCCUGAGAGCCAUAAGAUUGACACCGAGCGAUGGCAGUAAGACGUGGGGCCGCAGUGCUGUGUGCAAGAAGGAAGACCUGUCGGCCAGUAAGAAGAAAGGACGCACCUGGGGGCCGAGCUCCACCCACCAGAAAGAGAGGGUUGGCGGGGAGGACAAACUGAAAUCACUGGCUGAGGGAUCUAAAGUUUGGUCGUCCAGUGCACCAAACCUUGGCAAGUCCCCCAAACAUGCACCCAUGACCGCUGGCUUCUCCAGCCUCAAUGAAAUGGAGGAGUGCUGUGAGUUUGAGGAGUCACCAGGGUCUCUGCUGCCCUCAGAGACCAGCAGUAAUGGGGCUGCUGAGGACUCAGGGUCCCUGUGGGGCAGUCUGGGGCCUCCUGUUAGCUCCUGUCAGGGGCCCGGAGGCCUGGGGACAGGGGUGAGCUACCAGGACUCUCUCCGUCGCUGCAGCCAGAGGAAGAAGAGCGAUAUGUUGUUGUUAGGUUGUGCGUCAUUGCUCGCGUCUGUGGCUCUUGGACAAGACCUGCUGCAGCUGGGGAAACUGCAGGUGCUUCAAGAUGAGCAGGACCUCAGAGAAGAGCAGAGGAAGAAGAAGGACGGUCUGUUCCAGCGGACAGGACGUUUCCGUCGCAGCACCUCUCCACCCAGCCGAAACCUCUCCCUCUCCCUCUCCAGACACCAUGAUUCAGCCCUCCCCUGCUUAGAUCCCUCUCCCUCCGUCACACUCCUCUCUUUGUCCUCUCUGUCUGACUGCAACUCCACAAAGUCCCUCCUUCCCUCUGACCCAGAAGAGUAUCCCCUCACCCCGAUGACGGGGGUUAAAACACCGGCAGCACCACCAGCUUCUACCUUAAACCCACUGUUGGACCUACGGGCGGAGAGCUUCAAGAAGGAGCCCAACCAGUCACUCACACCCACCCAUGUGUCUGCAGCCAUGGCCCUGAACAGAGGACACAGACGCACCCCGUCAGAUGGAGCAAUACGGCCCCGAGCCCAAACUCUGGGACAUCACAGGACGCCGUCAGAUGGAAGCAUGCCCAUGCCUCCUCCUCCCAGGGUGGCGAGCUCUACAGCUAAUAAAGGCGCACAGGACACUCUGGACAUUCCUCGACUCCCUGAUCCCUCCACCCUCUUUCCAAUCCCUCAUCGGCGUAAAGCCCCCGCUCCACCGAUCCCUGACCCGGAUCCUCACUGCCUCAUCAGCCCCCUGGAGAGACCCAAGACGCUCGAGUUCGCCCCACGGCCUCGGCCCACCCCGGUGAAGAUGAGAGCCGACCCCUGGAAGCUGGGCUCUCUCUCCCGAACCCUGAGCUCCUCACCAGGCAGCAGCUGCGACAGCCCCCUCGGAUCUGGGGACAGCAGUGCCAGCACGGCACGGCCGAACCUGAUGGACAUGGACGUAGAGGGCCAGAGUUCGGACCAAACUGUCCCUCUGAUGCAGCCUGCCACUCUGUGUGGACAGCAGUACUCGUAGUGAGAAGCAGACGGCGAAUAUUUCCAAGUUUUUGUGUACAAACCUGUUCCCAUGACAAUAGGAGACAGUGUGGAAUACUUACUGAUGUCUGAGCCGAGCGAGUGCACUCACUGAAGUUUGUUUUGAGGCACUUAUUGGAAGCCAUCCCUCUCGUGUGCCCUUCAACCGAGUGUCCUAAUAAGCAAGGAGCCUUUCCCCUGUAGUGCUCACUUACCUGCACGACACUAAGGGUCCAUGAGGCCUCUUAAAAGCCUUGUAGUGUGCUCACCCACCUACCUUACCCACACUCUCCUUUAGGAAAAGAUCGCCUCUUUCUCCUUGUUCACUUCCUUAGCACUCCCUGACCAGGCUUCAUUUCCUUCAAGACUCACAACCCUCAAAAGCCAUUCAAGUACUCAAAAAGCCACUUUUUGACUUUGCUAACUGUUCGUUUUGAUCCAUCUGCUGUCUGUGUAACUGCUCUCAUUCCACUUAUCACACCGCACUUAUCCAAAGACCGCACAAAAACAUUCAUUCACUAUUUCACCUAAACAUUGGUUGUUUUGGGGUUGUUUUCUUGACAAGCAGAGGAGCUGUUUAAACUGUUUGAAAUUCUUAAUAGAGAGUGUCCUUGUUCUUAUUUUGCACGCCGUUUGUUCUGCCGGUGCACAAACGUCUCCCAUAAACUCUCCUUCGUCAGAGCUUUGUGCAACAUCAACUCUGCCUUCAUCCUCAUGUGUCGUCUCUCUGCAUGGGGGUCAUCGUCCUCUUCCCUCCGAGACUGAGACAGGAAAAAGCCUUUUCUCACAGCACUGGUGGACUGGUUAUUAUCCUCAGCCUUGUACAGUAAAAACAGAGUUUUAUUUUCUCAGUGCUCGCACCAUCCCUGCUGUAACCUCUUAGCAAAAAAGAUGUUUUUUCUAUUGGUUUGGCAGACCAGGUGUGUUUUUUUCUUUGUGUGAAUGUGUAUAUAUAACUGAACAAAAUGGGUUCAUUUUUGCGUGCUGGUGCUUUUUAAGUGCAUGUCAUUUUAUGUGUGAAUGGUUCGCUGUACGAUACAGGCAGUACUUCGUCGAAAUAAGUCCACAGGUCGCUACACAUCAGUUUGUCUUCUUCAUGUUUCGAUAAAAACAUUCCUCACUAGCAUUCAGUAGCACUCUGAAUGGAUCUCUGAGAUGGACACAAAAAGGAAAGGAAGGAUAAAAUGCUACCUGAUCUCCAUAAAACAACUUCAACCUCAUGCUCAUCUAGGACUGUUUGGAUCUCCUCCCCUCACCUGCUGUAUUCAACAUCAGUGGCACUUUAGGAGCCAUGUUGUGCAACUAGUUAGUCUCUCUGAGGACGAUUGGACUCGGCACAUAGCGCUCUAGUCACAGCUGACAAAUCAACUUUCAUCUCCGGAGUUGUUUUCGUACAGUGGACGGUUAACUUGCAGAUGGUAUUUACUUGACUGUGCAAAUUUCUCUAAGUGAGCGUGUGUGAGUGUGUGUGAGUGUGUGUGUGUGAAUAUGCGUGUGUGUGUGUAUUAUUAUUUGUAUGGGAUGAAGACAAUCCCAUACAUGUUAGAAGAGUGAGUCCAAACUCAUUCUCCUCGUGUGGUUAAGAACACUGAGUAUUUAUUAAAUUUAUUGUUAUUAUUGGAAAGGAUUAAUUAUUGUUACGACGCUCUUCCUGGGAUAUCUGUAUAUAUUUGUUUAAUAUAACAGGAAAACCAAGGAAACGACUUACUGAAACGUCCAUGUUGUCUCCAGUCUCAACCUGUGACUUUUCUGGGUUAAAUGAGGAGUAAGUGUGAUAUGUGAUGAAUGAUUGCCCUGAGAGACAAAUAAAAAACAAAGAAAG
Messenger RNA from Scomber japonicus (chub mackerel), 5516 nucleotides. It is a transcript of the gene map3k10, whose product is annotated as mitogen-activated protein kinase kinase kinase 10. The record is from RefSeq and is a predicted model, not a curated record. Lineage: Eukaryota; Metazoa; Chordata; Actinopteri; Scombriformes; Scombridae. The transcript is spliced from 11 exons. Gene Ontology annotation, biological process: positive regulation of apoptotic process; protein phosphorylation. Gene Ontology annotation, molecular function: JUN kinase kinase kinase activity; protein binding; ATP binding. The coding region runs from base 357 to 3695 and encodes 1112 amino acids.